AACUAAACUUUGUCCUCAGUUAUGUGAACAGUUAUCACUGCAAAAUGUUCGUCUCAAAAGAAAUUCCAUGUAGUCAAAUGAUUAUUUUUCUAGUUACUCUUGAGUGAGAUAAUCUAACACUAAAGCGCUAAACACUAAACUGCCUGGAAGAGUCAUUGAUUCUGAGGCUGAGUUUGAUUUUGAGGUGAAACAAAAUGAUGGUGCUUCAGUGGAGACAGUUUUCUGAUUUCCAAAUAUUUCUGGAAAAGAAACUUUAACUUCCCUAAUUCAGGAUUUUAUUACUUAAUAAGAAAACAUAAGAAACAGUCCAAGUUAUUGUUUGUCCUUAUAUAUUUGUGUUAUAUCAUUUAAAGGUUCCCUGUGUAGUUUUCAACCUCUAGUAGUGCUAUGGAGCUGGUUUUCUGUGAUUAAGAUGGACUAAAUUGCUUUUUUAUUACUUCCUUUUUGUUGCUUAGUUUCACCUCAGUGACCCCUCCUCCUCCUCCUCCUCCUCCUCUCUCCACACACACACAUAUACUCACACACACCACACCCCUCAGACCAUUGGUCACUUACACCACAGCCCCGCCCACACACAGACUCCUUUAUAAAGACAGACCCAGCCCAGGGAGCUGAAGUUACACAGACUGUCCCUUUAAACACUGAUCUCCUCUGCAGACACAAAACUACUUUCUCUAAAGGGUCAGCUGACUUUGACAGGAGACUUUUAAGAGAAACUUUCAUCUGUAUCUUCCUGUCUUUUACUUUCUUUGUAGCAAAUAGAAGACACUCUGUGGAGACUUUAUUUUUCUGUCAUCAGAGGAACCUUUCAGGGGACUUCUUCCUUUUUGCCCUCUUGUCACUCUUAAGGAAUCUUCUAUAGAGCCCGAUGGAUCUGUCCGACCUUCCCUUCCCUCUCUCUUCUGCUGAUGACCUCUACGAUGACCCCUGCUUCAGCACCAGCGACAUGAACUUUUUUGACGACCUGGACUCCCGGCUGAUGCACGCUGGCCUGCUGAAGUCAGAGGACCAUCUUCAUCACCAUCACCACCACCACGUCCCCAUUGCAGAGGAGGAGGACGAGCAUGUAAGGGCUCCCGGGGGCCUCCACCAGGCAGGGCACUGCCUGCUUUGGGCUUGCAAGGCCUGCAAGAGGAAAACAACCCACGAAGAUCGGAGGAAAGCGGCAACGAUGCGGGAAAGGCGAAGGCUCAGUAAGGUCAACGAUGCUUUUGAGACCCUGAAACGCUGCACGGCGUCCAAUCCAAACCAGCGUCUUCCCAAAGUGGACAUCCUCCGCAACGCAAUCAGCUACAUCGAGUCCCUGCAGGCGCUGCUGAGGACUGGCCGGGACGACGGCUUCUACUCGUCAAUGGAACACUACAGCGGGGACUCGGACGCCUCCAGCAGCCCCCGCUCCAACUGCUCCGAUGGCAUGAUGGAUUUCAUCUCUCCGUGUUCAACGAGAAGUGAAAACAGUGACGGUUCCUACUGCAGCCAGACAGCAGACGAUUCCAGCAGCAACAAGCGGUCGCUCAUUUCCAGUUUGGACUGUUUGUCCAGCAUCGUAGAGCGGAUCAGCACAGAUCCAGCUGUGGCCCCACUGGGCGACAGCGUGGUCCCCCGGGGCCCCGGCUCGCCUCAGACCAGCCCUGCAAGCUCCAGUCCCUCCACUGAAGCCAACAGCUUCAACGAGCCACUCUGAACCUGACGGAGCCAAGGACUUAAACUUUAAAAGACUUUAUUUUCCUUAAGUUUGAGUCCAGUUUCUCCAGACUGCCGUUGUGUUCCAUUAAUGUCAGCAGAAGGAAAGCAGAGGACAUUUUCCUUACGGAUUCUGCUGCAGAUACAAUAACUGAGGACCAUUUUGUACAUCUGUAAAUAAGAGCUGUUUGUUCACUACACUACACACACACACACACACACACAAACACAAACACACACAAAAGCAAACACAGACACAAGGGAUGCUGGGAUUGUUGUGUCAUAUGUCUAUAUAUAUUAUUUAUGAGUGAAUGGCAUUUUAAUAAAGAAAUAUUUAUAUUCUGA
Messenger RNA from Morone saxatilis (striped sea-bass), 2028 nucleotides. Its product is annotated as myoblast determination protein 1 homolog. Gene Ontology annotation, molecular function: protein dimerization activity; DNA-binding transcription factor activity, RNA polymerase II-specific; RNA polymerase II cis-regulatory region sequence-specific DNA binding. The record is from RefSeq and is a predicted model, not a curated record. The transcript has 3 exons. Gene Ontology annotation, biological process: positive regulation of myoblast differentiation; regulation of transcription by RNA polymerase II; muscle organ development. NCBI's taxonomy places the organism in Eukaryota, Metazoa, Chordata, Actinopteri, Moronidae. The coding region runs from base 869 to 1684 and encodes 271 amino acids.